GGGCGCGGGGCGCAGCCAUGAGCGAGUCCAGUGCCAGUGCGCUCCCGCCCGGCAGGCCCGGCAGGCAGGCCUUCAUCCACCAAGGUAGGGCGGCGCGGACCCGGCUCCAGGCGGCCGGCGGGUGCAAGCGGCCGCGAGGUGCUGGGAGCUCGGCGCGGGCCCGGCCCCCUCUCCACCUCCCGGCUUGGGGGAAAACGGAUCUUUUUUAUUGCUGGUCUCCCUCCUCCAACCCAUCCUCACCCAAUUCAGAGAGCGCAUGCUCUACCAAAAGGAGCACUAUUAAUGGGAGUCUCGACAGUGAGAGCCUCUCUUUGGACUCCAGUUGCUUUUCUUCUCCACCUGUGAAUUUCCUUCAAGAAUUGCCAAGCUACCGGUCUAUUGCUCGUAAGAGGACGACCAUCCUUUCCCGGGACAAGCAAAGUGGCACUUUGCUGAAGCCAACAGACUCUUACAGCUCCCAGUUGGAGGGAGAAAUCACUGAAAACCUUGACAGCCAAUCCAUUCGGAAAUACGCACUGAACAUCUCUGAGAAGCGGAGACUAAGGGACAUUCAGGAGACCCAAAUGAAGUACUUAUCUGAGUGGGACCAGUGGAAACGGUAUAGCAGCAAGUCUUGGGAGAGGUUCAUAGAGAAGGCUCGCGAGAUGACAACCCACCUGGAGCUGUGGCGGGAGGACAUUCGCAGCAUAGAAGGGAAAUUCGGCACUGGAAUUCAGUCCUACUUCUCCUUCUUACGGUUUCUGGUAUUGCUGAAUUUGGUGAUAUUUCUGAUCAUCUUUAUGCUGGUUUUGCUCCCAGUCUUGCUCACCAGAUACAAGAUCACCAACAGCAGCUUUGUGCUCAUUCCAUCCAAAGGCGCGGAUAUUCAAUGCACAGUGUAUCCAAUAAGUAGUUCUGGACUCAUUUACUUUUACAGUUAUAUCAUAGACUUGCUUUCUGGCACUGGUUUCCUGGAGGAUACCUGCCUCUUUUAUGGACAUUACACCAUGGAUGGGGUGAAAUUUCAGAACUUCAUCUAUGAUCUGCCUCUGGCUUAUGUGUUAAGCACAGUUGCCUACCUGGCCCUGAGCCUUCUUUGGAUAGUGAAAAGGUCGGUGGAAGGGUUCAAAAGUAAUCUGAUCCGGAGCGAGGAGCACUUCCAGAGUUACUGCAACAAGAUCUUUGCGGGCUGGGACUUCUGCAUCACCAACCGCGGCAUGGCGGACCUGAGGCACAGCAGCCUGCGCUACGAGCUCCGAGCAGAUCUGGAGGAAGAAAGAAUACGGCAGAAAAUAGCAGAAAGGACCUCAGAAGAAACGAUACGGAUUUACUCUUUGAGACUGUUUUUGAACUGUAUCGUGCUGGCCGUUUUAGCGGCAUGCUUUUAUGCAAUCUAUAGAGCGACUAUAUUCUCUCAAGAACACAUGAAAAAAGAAAUUGACAAGAUGGUUUUUGGAGAGAACCUCUUGAUAUUGUACCUGCCUUCUAUUGUGAUCACGCUGGCCAAUUUUAUCACCCCAAUAAUCUUUGCCAAGAUCAUCCACUAUGAGGAUUAUUCCCCAGGCUUUGAGAUCCGGCUGACAAUCCUUAGGUGUGUCUUUAUGCGGCUGGCCACCAUCUGUGUGUUGGUGUUCACUCUGGGCUCCGAGAUUACAUCCUGCGAUAACUACUCGUGUGAGCUCUGCGGCUACAACCAGAAACUCUACCCGUGCUGGGAGACCCAAGUUGGGCAGGAAAUGUACAAGCUGAUGAUCUUUGACCUCAUCAUCAUCUUGGCUGUGACACUCUUUGUGGAUUUUCCUAGAAAGUUCCUGGUGACCUACUGUUCCUCUUGGAAGCUGUUUCGGUGCUGGGGACAGCAGGAGUUUGCUAUCCCUGAUAAUGUUCUAGGGAUCGUUUAUGGGCAAACCAUUUGCUGGAUAGGAGCCUUCUUCUCACCCCUUCUUCCUGCAGUUGCAACGUUGAAGUUCAUUAUCAUCUUCUACGUGAAGGAGAUAAGUCUUCUUUAUACCUGCAGACCCUCUCCGAGGCAGUUCAGAGCAUCUAAUUCUAAUUUCUUCUUCCUUUUGGUGUUGCUGAUUGGGCUGUGCUUGGCAAUAAUACCUCUGACAAUCAGCAUGACACGCAUCCCUUCCUCCAAAGCCUGUGGACCCUUCACCAACUUCAACACCACCUGGGAGGUGGUCCCCAAGAUGGUGAGCACCUUCCCCAGCUCGCUGCAGUCUCUGGUCCAUGGCAUCACGUCGGAAGCCUUCGCAGUGCCUUUCUUCAUGAUCAUCUGUCUCGUUAUGUUCUACUUCAUCGCCCUAGCAGGAGCGCACCAGCGGGUGGUCGUCCAGCUCCGAGAGCAGCUGUCCCUGGAAAGUCGUGACAAGCGUUAUCUAAUCCAGAAACUAACAGAAGCCCAGAGGGAUAUGAGGAACCGGCUAGACUGACGGGGAGAUGCUGCAGCGUGAGGUUUGCAGGCUGGCCUGGUGACCUGCCAGCCUACACCAUCCACCUGAGAUUUUAGCAGAAAUUUUUAAAUAUAUUUUUCUGGAGUUUGGGCCUUUCCUGAAAGUGGCUCCAUUCGUGCAGCUCCAGUGCCUGUGUUUACAUAACCCAGCCCCUGUUUAAUGCUUUAGGGACUUAGAAAAGUAGGUUUGCCUGAGGCCCAGCAGCUGAGGCUCAACCAAGACACUGAAGCCAUUGAAGCUUUUCAACCAAAAUUGAGGAGAGACCAUUUACAGUUUUACAAGCUUAUUUGUAUUGUCUUUUAAAGUUAACCGUAGAGGUCAUCUAUCCAUGAGCCUGGGUUAGUUCUUUUGAGCCAGGUUCUGGGGGUUUAGGCUGAGAAAUUUUCCUUAAGAAGUAGUGACUCUCUAGGAUGGUUCUGUAGACGUAAAAUGGAGACUCGAUGUUUUUUAAAUGGAGAAACCCUUGAAUUGUGGUGUUUGGAACAGAUGGUGGGAGCAUGAAGAGGAUGGUUAUGUAAUUUCAGCUACAUGAUAAUAUGUAAUAUGAGAAUAAUAUUAUAGGAGAGAAAAGCCCUUCCUGCUGUGUGAAUAAGCAAGGCCCUGAGUGCCCUGGAUUGAGCCCUAUGAGGAGGGGAACAGCGGCAGGAUGGCAGCCUGGAUUUUGUAGCUUCCUGGGCAUUUUGCUACAGCUUUGUUACUCAGAGCAAACUGCCUUUAAGGGCCUGGAUAUCCACAAACCUUCCGUCCCUCUAGUCCUGGGUUUGGGGACUUGGCAGAGUGCCAUCAAGAUUAAGAGGCAAAGUUUGUCUCUCAGUCUUCCAAAGGCCGUUUCCCUUCCUGCACUGAGGUCUCUGAAUGACACUUCAUGGUUGGGAGCCAGGCUGGAAAGGACCGUUGAGUCUUUGAGUGUUUGGCAUGUGGGUUGCAGCAUCAGGCCAACCUAUGCCGGUGUACCGAACUCGACUGAAUGCUGGCGUCUUAAAUAUACAUAUUCAUAUUUUUAAGGGCUGUUGUUUCUCUUGUGCUUAAAAAUUUUAAUUUUAUUUUACAAAACAUGCAGAGUAUCUCCUCAAAUUUCCGUUACCAUAAAAACCGUAUGCAAUAAAUACCUCAUCAUAAGCUUACCUGAAAUUGAUAGCUUUAAACCUUUUAAUAUAAGCCUAGAUUAUGGUUUAAUGUAAGCAGUUUUCAUUCUAAUACCUUCAGAAUCUUUUUCAAAGUACUGUAGUUUUGUAACGGACCAUUUAUGCCCUCCUUCUAUUGUUUUCCUUCCUUUCACUGCCUCUAAACCUUUCCUGGGGGUAGCCUGGAAUUUAAAGGUGGGUGCAGGUUUUAGAAAGCUGCUGCUGUGAAGAAUAUUUCCCACCCUCACCCCCUCCCCCCAUUACUCAAAAAUGAUUGACUCCUUGCUCUGAGAAGCUCACCAUAGUUAACAUAUUUCUGUAUACUUGUCCCUUUGCCAAACAAUUUUUUUUUUUCUGCUCUUCUACAGGUAGUAUUAACACAGGAUAUUUUUAUACCUAUAAAACCGAUGAGCUUUUCAAGCUUUUCUUAUCCUGUUAAGGUUUAUGAAUUUUUAAGUCUAAUAACUAGUAUCAUGGAAUUUUGAACAAACAAAAGUUCAUUCCAUCCUCACUUUUAAAAAAUUAUAAAUUGUUGGCAUUUUUGCCUAGAGAAUUUAUAUGUAUAACAUUCUUGCCUUCACCAUGCUUCUGAGAACAGUCAAGUUUUCUGUGGUGUGUGUGUGUGUGUGUGUGUGUGAUGGAAGCUCUGUUUUCUUUCCCUAUUAUUAUACUGAAAUAUGCUAAUAUAUUCAUUUUAGUUAAAUGCUGCUAAUUUGCAUACUUCUUACUUGAAUGUUUUUAUAUAUUUUGAUAACUUUAAUAACUGCAGGUGAUGUCUGUAUAAUUGUUAAAGUGCAGCUCUCGCUAACAAAUGUGCAUUACAACUACUGAUUAAACUAUG
Balaenoptera musculus (blue whale) is the source of this 4400-nucleotide messenger RNA. It is a transcript of the gene TMC7, whose product is annotated as transmembrane channel like 7. Lineage: Eukaryota; Metazoa; Chordata; Mammalia; Artiodactyla; Balaenopteridae. Gene Ontology annotation, cellular component: plasma membrane. Gene Ontology annotation, molecular function: mechanosensitive monoatomic ion channel activity. The transcript has 16 exons. The record is from RefSeq and is a predicted model, not a curated record. Bases 18 to 2414 code for a protein of 798 amino acids.